AAUUACACACUUGUUCACGACAAAAUGGACCGGUACAACUUUAGCGCUAGCAAUCCCGGGUGAUGUUAGCUCGGUGUUAGUGUAUAAAUGGUGAAAAGUUUGAGGUUCGAGUGGGAGGUCCCGAGCGCUGAUUGGCUGGCGGGGGCCUCGAGCUGCUCCUCGACCAAUGAGGACGAGGCGCUGCUGAGUUCCUUUCACCCAGCGCCAUAUUAAGUGACACCUGCAGCCUCCCGUACUAUUUCUAGUCAUCAUCCCAUCUUCCGAGAGGAUUAAAGCGCUUGUCCGUAGUGGGUAAUUUGAGGUGUCCGGCCGCUAUUGGUUCCACCGUGGCUGUGAAACUUGAGGUGGAGCCAGGUGACGAGAGGGUUAGGUCCGAGGUGGCUCAAGGACAAGGAAAGUCAAGUUGGCACAUGAUGAGGCAAGACUGGGGCAUAGGCUCCUUUAGGUGCCAUAGUUGUGAUGGAACUGUCCUCUAGUGCUACCUAGGUGAUGGUACUUGGAUCCCAAGUGUGUGUGCUGGGAUUGCUAGUAUGGGGUUAUGACCAGGGCUGAGACUCUCCGUGGCUGUCAGCUGUGCGUUGUGGGUGUGCAUUACCGCUGAACAACACGAUGGAUGAUCAGGGAGUGGAGCGAUCGUCAUCGCCUUCGGGCAGUGAGGAACUGGAGAGUGAUGCAGAUAGCAAGCAUGAUGAUCAGGCAGAUGAUUUGAAGGAGUCGGAGGAGGAAAAUGAAGAGAAUGACAAAGAGGACGCAGACGAUUCGGACUCCGAUGACAGCGACGCCUCCGAAGAGGAGGGCUCGGAUAAUUCCCUUAAGUUUAGUGACAAUUGCAAGUCUGAAUCAGACGAAGUAAAGAAAUCUGAUAAAAAUUACAAAGAUACGGAAGGUACGCUGCACAGCCACGAGGGGUAUGGGAUGGACGCAGAGUGUUAUCCAAUGGCUGACUUGCCGCUGGAGGUGAUCACCACGGUGGAACCAACGAACUAUUCCUAUCCAGUUUUGAAGAAUAUGUCAAAUGGGGUGUUGACACACAGAAACAUUUUUACGGAGCACGAACGAUCUGUAUUGGUGAAUAUUAUUAACAAAUAUCGGAAUAUAGUCGAUACCCGAAGCCGCACCCGGGAGAUAUAUCUUGAGAAACAAAGUGUUUGGCAGCAGAUCGUGGAAGAAUACAACAGUACAGAAAAUAUCAUGGUGCGUACAGAGAAGGAACUGCGCAAGUGCUGGGACAACAUGAAAUACCGUGCCAAGCAAGCAGAAAAGGAGAUGUUCAAGGUACUCGACCGAGGUUUUGAUGGAGUUCAAGUGAAAACUGAGGUGCCGGAGUUUGAAGUAAAAAUGGAGCCACCAGACCAUGAUGACCGACAUUCUCCCACAGAUGAAGAAGAUAGCAAUGAACCAUCAGGUGCUGGUGAUGAUGAUAGGGAGCCUGCAUUAAAGAGAGCUCGUCAGGAAUCUCCUAAACUCUCCAGUCUCCUGAUGGCUGCUGCAAACAAACGCUCUCCAUCCAGAAAAGUCAAUGGAAGUAAAAAUGGCGGGGCUAUAAACAAGAAUAACAGUGGUAGUUUCCCAUACCAUAUACCUGCUUGCACUAAAGUCAUGCAUGUUAAAAAGAAAAAUCAUCCCCUCACCACUACUGCAUCAAUGAAUGUUGCCUCAGCAUCAGAGAUACCUAUAUUACCAAAGGGCUUGGCAUCUUGCCUCUCUAUAACAAACAUACCAAACCCAGGCAAUGCAACCAAUCAUAUCGGCGGGAACUUUGGAUCUCAUGCCAGAGAUUCGGUGUCUCCAGGCAGUUCUCCUAUUCAGGCUUCAAUGAAACCAAUGCCUAGCCUGAAGAAAAUGGUACCUAGUAAACUUCAGUCACAGGGCAUCAACAAAAACUCGAAUAUGCGUGGGUCCCGAAAAUCAAGUGCUCUUUCAUCCAAACUUAGGAGUCAGAAUUAUGUGUCUUCACAUAAUUGUGUAAAUUCAGGACAUAAUACAAACAUCUUAAAUAGUUCAGAUGCUCUCCAUUGCAUUGAAAAUUUGGCAUCAUCACUUACUGAUAAUGACAGUGACAGAAAUGAAAUUGGUGAAAGAUUACUCAAUACAAAGUUAGCAACUCAGCGCUUAGAAUUAGAGCGCCGUGAACACGAAGUCAAAAUGAAGCUACUUGAGAAAGAGCUUCAAGCACAGACUUAUCAGUCUCAGUACUGGUAUCUUAAAUUAAAACUAUUACGUAGUGGACGGGAAAAUGCUACUCUUAACUUGGGUGGUGCUACUAAUGGUGAUAUUGAUUAACUGGGCUUUUUAUUAGGUCAGGUUUAACUGUAGGUUGUGAGUUUGUGAUGUUUUUCUAUUAGUGAUUUUUGGAUAUGUUAAGAUCAAAACUUUGUAUUUAAUGGUUAGUCUUACAUCCUUAAUGGUUGGUAGUUUAUUUAUUGUGGUUGUUGGCUUCUUGGUAUUUUAAUUUUACUUCAUGAUGGUUGUGUUUAUUUCAGGUACAUGUAUGGCGAGUUACUUAGUUGUGGUUAAUAUGCAAAUUGAGUCCAAGAGAUAUACGUUGUUACCAAAUGUCUGUGUGACUUAGAACUGUGAAGUACAUUUAAUUAUUAAUAAAUCUGUUUUGUGUAUUUAAGGCAAAAUAAUCAUCAUAAUCUAAAUGAUUUAAAAUCCAUCAUGCUUAUGGUGAUAAAGAGUAACUGUCAGAGAUCUGACAUUAUAUCCACUUUGAAAAGCAUGACCACGUCUGUAAUGCCAUCAAUUAUCAUAUCAGUCAUUUGUUUAAGUUAUUGUAUUAUAUUAGAUGUACAUACUGGUACACUGUAUACUCACACAAUGUAGAAAAAAAGGGCAAAUGUAGCGUCCAAGUUUUGUUCAUAAGAAGUACAAUAGCCUUCAGGUACAGCUUGAAGGCCAUUCCUCCUCCUCAGGAGGUCUGGCUGUAAAAAUAAUUUCUUAACCCAAUGAUUGCAACUUCAUUUUUCUUUGUCUAUUCUCACUGAGAGUCAAUAUAGCCAAAAAAUUUAAUUUUGAAAAUCUUGCCUUACCUUACAUUUCUAAUAAGAGAAAAGGUAAAAUUAGUUUCGAUAAUGAAAAACUGUCAUUUUCUAUUAGAAAAUAUGGUCUAAUCAACACAACUAGGCUGCAUUCAUUCUCAAGACAUACUUAGUACUAUAAUAUUAUUAAGUAAUGGUAAUGUCUUCUCAGUCAUAACAACAGGAUAAAAACCCACACCUGUGGAUUUGUGAAAUUUAUGUAAAGAAUUUACACCAAGAAUUUUGCACUCUCCUGAAUGCUUUGUCAAGGUCUGAGUAUGUGAUUAUGACGAUACUUACAUCUCAACGUCUAAUAUGUAAGUCUGACGUCAAUCGUCGAGAUGUAAGUCUCGUCCUAAUCACAAACCAAACACUUCUAGUUUGGCAUAUUACCUUGACAAAGCACCUGGGAGAGUAAUUACCACUAAUUGCCAAGUGUGGUUACAGGAUGAGAACUACACUCAUGGUGUCCCUUGCUCCCAGCACUCUGUCAUAUAACGCUUUGAAACUACUGACAGUUUUGGCCUCCACCACCUUCUCAGCUAAUUUGUUCCAACCGUCCACCACUCUGUUUGUGAAAGUGAAUUUUCUUAUAUUUCUUCGGCAGCUUUGUUUAGUUAGUUUAAAUCUAUGACCUCUUGUUCUUGAAGUUUCAGGUCUCUGGAAUUUUUCCCUAUAAAUUUUAUUGAUUCCCAUUACUAUUUUGUACAUAGUGAUCAUAUCGCCUCUUUUUCUUCUAUCUUCUAGUUUGGCAUACAGGGUAUUUAAUGCCUCUAAUCUCUCCUCAUAGCUCUUGUCCUUCAAUUCUGGUA
Molecule: messenger RNA, 3832 nt
Organism: Procambarus clarkii (red swamp crayfish)
Lineage: Eukaryota; Metazoa; Arthropoda; Malacostraca; Decapoda; Cambaridae
Source: RefSeq, a predicted model, not a curated record